CAUCGAAAAAAAAUUAUACUAUUUAAAAGUCACUAAUCCUAUGUGUCGCAUAAUUACUUAUAUCUGUCAAUUCAUCAUCAGACAAAGAGAAAAACUAUACUAUUUGAAAAUGUUAUACAAUAACAAGUGGAUCACUAAAUCUUUGAUGCCAAUCUAAAUUAGAUAAUAGUGGUGACGAACAGCUCUCCACGUGCUGAGUGAAUCAGAGGGUGAAGAAGGGAUUUUCCAAGCAGUGUGUUUGCCUCUGAGCAGAAUCUCUUUGCAACAGGCAAGAUGAGCCAACAACAACAAAAUGAAGGAUAAUAGACAACAAGUUAGAGUUCUCUGAGCCAUUAUAAGUUCAGUUGUGUAUGAGACAAACAGAAAAAAGAUGAGACUGGUGUGGUUUUAUUUGGACUCUGCUGUGAAUAAAUGAUUGGGUAUGUAUACAUAGAAGAAGAAACUAGCCUUUAGAAGUAAAUGGUGGUUGCUGUUACCCCAACAGUUAUUUAAAAAUGAUCUUUCUAUUGGAAUCAGAAAAAAUAAAAGUCUAUAGCAAAAGAGAGUAUAAAUUAAAUGUAUUCAAUUAUAAAGUAUCUGAGAAUCAUUUAAUCAAGCAAUUGGAUAAGAGGGUAUUCCUUUUUUUGAAAAGAUUCACUAAUUAGGAAAAGGCUUUUAAGGGCCCAAUUCAAAAAGGUUCAUACAAAGGCUGGUUUUAGCCAGAAAGUCCGCCGGUCCAUUAAGAUUACAUGAAACAAAGGAGAAUGAAACAAAAAGGAAAGCAGAAGAGAUAAUCAAAUCGACAUCCGACAAAAAACCGUAUAGCUCUAUCGAUCGGAGAUUCGAGUUGAUGGCUGUGAUUAGCCCUUCAGAAUCUGAACGGAGCCAGAUACGUUUGUAAUGGAGCGUGGAAGCAUGCAAGAGAGCUUCUCUAAUCGCCAAAGCCUCUGCCAUCAGAGGAGACGAUACACCAGUUUGAGUAAAAGAUCCUCUGGAGAUUUCUGUCAUCAGGAAGGAAGCAAGAUGAUUAUGUGGUAUAUCAUUGUUGCUGUCGUCAUCUUAGCAUCGUUACUCGUUGCAAGGAACAUGAGAAAGACAAAGAAGAAUCUACCUCCUGGACCACCAAGACUUCCCAUAAUUGGAAACUUGCAUCAACUAGGAUCCAAACCCCAACGUUCCAUGCUCGAACUAUCUGAAAAGUAUGGACCUCUCAUGUCUCUCAAGUUCGGAAACGUGCCUACCGUUGUGGCGUCAUCUCCAGAGACAGUGAAGGAUGUCUUAAAAACGUUCGACGCAGAUUGUUGUUCGCGACCGUACUUGACGUAUGCUGCAAGAAUCUCGUACAACUUGAACGACCUAGCCUUCUCUCCUUAUAGCAAGUACUGGAGGGAAGUACGAAAGAUGACGGUUCUUGAGCUCUACACGGCGAAAAGGGUGCAAUCGUUUCGACAUGUAAGAGAAGAAGAAGUUGCUUCCUUGGUCGAGUUCGUAAAGGAGUCUGCUUCAUUGGGGAACGCGGUUAACUUGAGCAACACGUUAAUGAAACUGUCUGGAAGUGUGAUAUGCAGAGUAGGGUUUGGGAUAAAUCUCAAAGGGAGCAAACUCGAGGAUACGUAUGAGGAAGUCAUUCGAGAAACCAUGGAGGUGUUGGGGAGCUUCGCAGCAGCUGAUUACCUUCCUAUCAUUGGUCGAAUCAUCGAUAGGGUCACGGGGUUACAUAGCAAAUGUGAGAAGGUUUACAAGGCAAUGGAUGCAUUUUUCGAACAUUCUAUAAAGCAACAUAUGGAAGAUGAGAGUCUUAAAGAUGAUAUCAUUGCCUUGCUUCUCAAAAUGGAAAGGGGAGAGGCUGGACUUGGAGAGUAUCAACUUACUAGAAACCACACCAAAGGGAUUCUUCUAAAUGUUCUUAUCGCUGGAAUAGACACUUCUGGCCACACAAUAACAUGGGCGAUGACACACAUGAUCAAAAACCCAAGAAUUUUAAAGAAAGCACAAGCCGAGGUAAGAGAAGUGAUCAAAAACAAAGACACCAUCACAGAAGAAGAUAUAGAACAACUCGAGUAUCUCAAAAUGGUGAUGAAAGAGACGGUAAGGAUCAACCCACUUGUCCCACUUCUAAUCCCAAGAGAGGCUUCAAAGGAUAUAAAGAUCGCGGGUUACGACGUUCCUAAGAAAACAUGGAUCCAUGUCAACAUUUGGGGUGUUCACAGGAAUCCAAACGUUUGGAAUGAGCCAGAAGCAUUCAUACCCGAGAGGUUCAUGGACAAUGAGAUUGACUAUAAGGGCUUGAACUUUGAGUUGUUGCCGUUUGGUAGCGGGAGGAGGAUGUGUCCUGGUAUGGGGAUGGGUAUGGCUUUGGCACACUUGACUCUUAUCAACCUUCUUUAUCGAUUUGAUUGGAAGCUUCCAGAAGGGAUGGAGAUAGAAGAUGUUGAUCUUGAAGAAUCGUAUGGGCUUGUGUCUCCUAAGAAAGUUCCACUUCAGCUUGUCCCGGUCCUUACUCAGUGGAGUUAAUGUUAUCCUUGGUUUUAUAUAGCUCAAGAUAUGUAACCUUAAUAAAACUAUAUAUCAUUUGUAAAAUCCAUCGUUUAGCACUUGUUUUUA
Molecule: messenger RNA, 2583 nt
Organism: Brassica napus (rape)
Lineage: Eukaryota; Viridiplantae; Streptophyta; Magnoliopsida; Brassicales; Brassicaceae
Product: cytochrome P450 71B13-like
Exons: 3
Coding region: 880-2493 (537 amino acids)
Molecular function (GO): heme binding; oxidoreductase activity, acting on paired donors, with incorporation or reduction of molecular oxygen; monooxygenase activity
Source: RefSeq, a predicted model, not a curated record